This is a messenger RNA of Linderina pennispora, 978 nucleotides long. RefSeq lists its product as uncharacterized. The transcript has a single exon. The annotation marks the transcript as partial. The record is from RefSeq and is a predicted model, not a curated record. Lineage: Eukaryota; Fungi; Kickxellomycota; Kickxellomycetes; Kickxellales; Kickxellaceae.
UGCGAAUACCAGGUCUUUCUGCAGUUCACGCCAAUUAAGGGCUUGACCCACCAGGAGCUAGAGGAGGUUGAGCAGGAGCUGGAACACCCGACAGGUCGAAGCAUACCCAAGCCACCGGCUCUGCAAGCACAGGCCAUUUUGUUUUCGACGAACUGUAGUGUGGCUGUGUCUUCAACAGGCGCCCAUGUCGUUGGCACACGUGUCGAGCCGUAUCUGACCAAGGCUACCCACUACGCACUGGCAUCGUUUGUCGUUCUGCUGGCCCAAAUGGUGCUGACUAUCCGCCAGAUGGGGCACACUCCUACGCCGUCGAGCAUCUCACGGGUAUCGUACUACACGGUAGCCAUGAUGGCUGUAUUGGACAGCUAUUUGUGCAUGCUCCACCUGACCGGCGGUGCAUUCUACAAUGAGAUCUACAACGCCUUCUCUGGCGUGUCGUUCAUGUCGUUUGCCUUGCUAACAAUGUUCGACAUGCGGUAUCUGGCCAUGAUCUGGAAUGUGCAGCGGCCAGAGGCGGGCGAUGCCAAUACGCAGGAGGGGCGUAGAGAAAUGUGGCUCAUUUACUUCCGCUUCUAUGUGGUGCUGAUCAUUGGCCUCUUUGUCAUCUAUAUGUACACCGAGAGCAUCCGCCCGGUUGCCAGCGUCCUGUUGGCAGUGCUGCUGCUGUUGCUAUACUCGUACUGGAUCCCGCAGAUAUGGCGCAACAUCAAGCGUGGUACCAGCCGCGGCAUCCGCAAGGACUACGCCAUCGGCACCACAGUGCUGCGGCUCUUCUUCCCCGUGUACGCGUUCGCAUGCCCCGACAACAUUGCCUUUAUCGCGCCGACCAAGCUGGUGUGGGCUCUUGUCAUCUACAGCAUGUCGCAGCUCGGCUUUUUGCUGCUGCAGGAUUCGUUUGGCGCACGGUUCUUUGUGCCUGCGUACUUUUUGCCGCCGACAUAUAACUACCACCCAAUCAUUCCACCUGCGGACGAGGAG